UAGCUCUCAGAUAGAAGUGUUGUAGCUCGCAUCAUAGUCUUAUCUGAGGGAAGCUGGUGGAUAUAAGGCGAUAAAAAUGGUCCGAGUACACUGUACUAUAUGAUAUCUAACUCGACGGAGGCGUGUUCGCGAUAGUUUCCGGUUAAGUGGGUUUCAUUUAAUUGUAUCUUAACCUUAUUCGAAAGAUAAAUAAUUUUAUUCACUUAGAACCAGUUAAACAGUUAUAUCGUUUUGUUCUAUAUUCAUUUUUGAGAAGACAACGAAAAUGGCUUUAUACAGUUUAAAAAGCAAUCUCCACUUGGCAACGUUGAAAACUCUCUCGCUGGUCUCCAUAAGCGUAAUGUCACCACAGCAGAGUGUCCAGGAGUUGUUCCGAACAACCGAUUGUAUUUGUUUCGACGUUGACUCCACUGUCAUCCAGGAUGAAGGCAUUGACGAGCUCGCCAGGUUCUGUGGAAAGGGAGAGGAGGUGAAGAGAUUAACUGCCGAGGCUAUGGGUGGUAAUAUGACGUUCCAGGAAGCACUCAAAAAGAGGCUGGAUAUAAUUAGACCGAAUGUAAACCAGAUUAAAGAAUUUUUAGACACAUUUCCCAUUCAUCUGACUCCUGGUAUCGCCGAAUUAGUGAAAACCUUACACGAGCGUGGAGUUGACGUGUACCUGGUCUCUGGGGGUUUCAGGAGCUUAAUAGAACCCGUGGCUGUAAAACUAGGCAUCCCUAUAUCCAAUGUCUACGCCAAUAGACUCAAAUUCUUCUUUAAUGGCGAAUAUGCUGGCUUCGAUGAGAAUGAACCAACAUCAAGGUCAGGUGGUAAGGGUAUGGUGAUCAGACGGCUGAAGGAACAGCACGGCUACCAGCGACUGAUCAUGGUCGGCGACGGUGCCACUGACGCUGAAGCAAGUCCACCCGCCGACGCAUUUAUAGGUUUUGGUGGUAACGUAGUAAGAGAAGAAGUUAAGAAGAGAGCUGCGUGGUAUGUUACAAGUUUCCAGGAACUAAUCUCUUAUCUAGCUAUCCAGACUAAAUGAACAAUGACAUAUACAUAGAACAAAUUAAUGUUUAGAGAAAAUCGACUUUAUCACACUGAUACAAUGAUCAUUAUUGAAUGACGGACCGGACAAAAGAUUGACAAAUAUACACCAUCUCCACCAUAGAGAACUCCAUCAUAUGAUUAUUAAAAUAAGAAACAAAAUACUUUAACUUUAAUAAAAAUGUCUUCCGUAUUUUUAUAGUGAAAUUGAACCUUAAGUUAAUGUACUAAGUCUCAAUUUGAAUGCAUUUACAAAUAGAACGUUAUUUUGUUGUCUGUACUUUGAGUACAAGUUUUAGUAUUUUGAGGACUUGGUUCUCUUGCUUUUUGAGGUGCUUGAAAUAAUUGUCAUCGUUGUAGUUUAUUUUUUUUAUAUGUAAUAAUUGUAUUUGUAAAUAAUUAUCGACAAACACUUGUAUGUGGACUAGUUAAUUGUUAGUACAAUUUUUAAUUAAUAGAUACUUAACGGUAUUAAAAUUUAUAAUAAAUUAGGUUAAUUCAAUUAAUAUAUAUAAUAUUGGUUAGAUGAGGCAAUAACCUCAAUAAAUGAUAUAUAUGUAGCUUUUUGUAAUGUCAAAAAUGGCUGUGUACUUCCUAAUAUAAGAAAAAAUCUAUGAAAUUUAAACACAUGUUAUGUUUAUUUUAUUAAAUGUAUUAUGUAUUUGAGUAUGAUUUAUGUUUCCUUUUAGUUUAAUGUUUAAUUUUAACCGACUUCAAUAAAAGCUGGUUAUAUAUUUCACG
Nymphalis io (European peacock) is the source of this 1770-nucleotide messenger RNA. It is a transcript of the gene aay, whose product is annotated as phosphoserine phosphatase. The transcript has 6 exons. The record is from RefSeq and is a predicted model, not a curated record. Gene Ontology annotation, molecular function: L-phosphoserine phosphatase activity; magnesium ion binding. Bases 266 to 1027 code for a protein of 253 amino acids. Gene Ontology annotation, biological process: dephosphorylation; L-serine biosynthetic process. Gene Ontology annotation, cellular component: cytoplasm. Lineage: Eukaryota; Metazoa; Arthropoda; Insecta; Lepidoptera; Nymphalidae.